CCGCUUCCCACUCCCACUGUGUCCCCUCAUCUAUAGCAGUGCGCGCUGAUCAUCCUUUAUGCUGGAUAUUCUACUCCACUCUUCUUUCUUGGGUGAUAUGGGGGAUCAUUCCAAAAAGAAGACCGGGAUCGCCAUGUGUGUGGGCUGCGGAAGUCAGAUCCAUGACCAGUAUAUCCUGCGGGUCUCCCCGGACCUGGAGUGGCACGCGGCGUGUCUGAAGUGCGCAGAGUGCAGUCAGUACCUGGACGAGACGUGCACUUGCUUCGUCAGAGACGGCAAGACCUACUGCAAAAGAGACUACGUAAGGUUAUUCGGUAUUAAAUGUGCGAAAUGUAACGUGGGUUUCUGCAGCAGUGACCUGGUAAUGCGUGCUCGGGAGAACGUUUACCACAUGGAGUGUUUCAGGUGCUCGGUGUGCAGCCGACACCUUCUACCGGGAGACGAGUUCUCUCUGCGGGAAGAGGAGCUGCUGUGCCGGGCUGAUCACGGGCUACUGCUGGAGCGCGCCGCGUCGGGGAGUCCACCAAUCAGCCCGGGAAACACACACUCUACCAGAGCCCUGCACAUGGCCGAGCCGGUACCUGUGCGCCAGCCCCCACACCGCAACCACGUCCACAAGCAGUCGGAGAAGACGACCCGUGUGCGCACUGUGCUCAACGAGAAGCAGCUGCACACACUGCGCACAUGUUACAACGCCAACCCGCGGCCCGACGCGCUCAUGAAGGAGCAGCUGGUAGAGAUGACCGGCCUCAGCCCGCGAGUUAUCCGCGUCUGGUUUCAGAACAAACGCUGCAAGGACAAAAAGAGGUCCAUGCUUAUGAAGCAGCUCCAGCAGCAGCAGCACAGCGACAAAACCAAUCUCCAAGGCCUAACAGGGACACCUCUAGUGGCAGGUAGUCCUAUCCGGCAUGAUAACACGGUGCAGGGGAAUCCUGUAGAAGUGCAGACGUACCAGCCUCCAUGGAAAGCGCUGAGCGAGUUCGCGCUACAGAGUGACCUGGAGCAGCCUGCCUUCCAGCAGCUGGUGUCUUUCUCAGAGUCGGGCUCUCUUGGCACCUCUUCGGGCAGUGAUGUGACUUCCCUGUCAUCGCAGUUACCCGACACCCCCAACAGCAUGGUGUCCAGUCCUGUGGAGACGUGAUGGAGUCCAUUGACCUCUGUCCACCCAGCAUGCUGAACCCCACCCUGAUCUGCAUGAACACAGAGCACCUCACCGCCUCCACCUGAGGAACACAACGGAAUCACGGAAAACAACAUACAGGAACACAGUGGAUUAAACUUGGAACGCACAAGCCUGCCAAAAAAAUCCAAAACGACAGAAAACAAACAAACACGGAGCCAAGCCACUGGGACUCUCCGCACGCGUUUACUUUAGGCCUGCAGGCGGGAAUCCACACGGAUCCACCCGACACUUCCCGAGGAAUAUGAACAAGUUGACCCACUGUCAACAACAUAACAAAUGACUGUAAUGUCUUUACCAGUAUUCAUGAUGUAAUUUUAACCCAAACAAACCUGAUGACAUUUCCCUAAUUCAGUGAGACAACAGAGCCACGUUUGUCUUAAUGCGCAUGAUCUCCGAAGACAAUGUAUAAAAGUGACAUGUAAACCAUUUUAUCUUUACGGAUGGAGGACAAAUUAUUUGAACUUCUCGAGAGAAAAAAAGUAAGUUAUUGUUAUUUAUUGUCAGGACAAGAGUCCGAGCGAGAAUUAAGAAAUUACCUUAAUAAACUAUGCUAAGUGUUGUUUA
Molecule: messenger RNA, 1747 nt
Organism: Clarias gariepinus (North African catfish)
Lineage: Eukaryota; Metazoa; Chordata; Actinopteri; Siluriformes; Clariidae
Gene: isl2a
Product: ISL LIM homeobox 2a
Exons: 6
Coding region: 59-1141 (360 amino acids)
Biological process (GO): neuron fate specification; axonogenesis; positive regulation of transcription by RNA polymerase II
Cellular component (GO): nucleus
Molecular function (GO): DNA-binding transcription factor activity, RNA polymerase II-specific; cis-regulatory region sequence-specific DNA binding
Source: RefSeq, a predicted model, not a curated record